Messenger RNA from Podarcis muralis (Common wall lizard), 1170 nucleotides. The record is from RefSeq and is a predicted model, not a curated record. Lineage: Eukaryota; Metazoa; Chordata; Lepidosauria; Squamata; Lacertidae.
UUGUGGGAUGCGGGCGGAGCUUCAGGACGAGGAAGUCCCCCGCCUCCUCCUCCCCUCCCCCAGCGCCGUCUCUUCCUCCGGGCCUGGCUGCCGACUGCGGUGCCUGAGGAGGGUUUUUUGGACGAGGCUCUGAAAAUUUGGAGUGCGAGAACAUGUCUCAAUCUGGUGAGAAAGUGAAGUUUUCUGACUCGGCAGGAUAUGUAGGCUUUGCCAAUCUCCCCAACCAAGUCCACAGGAAGUCUGUCAAGAAAGGUUUUGAGUUCACCCUCAUGGUGGUUGGUGAAUCUGGCUUGGGAAAAUCCACUUUAAUCAACAGUUUAUUUCUGACUGAUCUCUAUCCUGAACGUUACAUUCCUGGAGCUGCAGAGAAAAUAGAGAGAACGGUCCAGAUUGAAGCUUCCACCGUAGAAAUAGAGGAGCGAGGGGUGAAACUCCGUCUCACGGUAGUCGACACUCCAGGAUAUGGAGAUGCCAUUAAUAGCCAAGACUGUUUCAAGACCAUCAUCCACUACAUUGACAAUCAGUUUGAAAGGUACCUUCAUGACGAGAGCGGCCUCAAUAGGCGCCAUAUUGUAGACAACAGAGUUCAUUGCUGCUUUUACUUCAUAUCCCCCUUUGGACAUGGGCUGAAGCCCUUGGACGUAGAAUUCAUGAAAGCACUUCAUGGGAAAGUCAACAUUGUCCCUGUGAUUGCCAAGGCAGACACUUUGACACUGAAGGAGAGAGAGAGACUGAAAAGAAGGGUUUUAGAUGAGAUUUCUGAACAUGGCAUAAGGAUUUACCAAUUACCUGAUGCAGAUUCCGAUGAGGACGAGGAAUUCAAAGAGCAGACUCGAGUUCUGAAGGCUAGCAUUCCUUUUGCUGUGAUUGGGUCCAACCAACUUAUUGAAGUGAAAGGGAAAAAGAUCAGAGGUCGCCUGUAUCCCUGGGGAGUGGUGGAAGUCGAGAAUCCGGAGCACAAUGAUUUCCUGAAGUUACGCACCAUGCUGGUGACCCACAUGCAGGAUCUUCAAGAAGUGACUCAAGAUUUGCACUACGAAAACUUCCGGUCAGAGAGGCUAAAACGCACCGGCAAGCCUGUUGAAGAAGAAGUUGUGGACAAAGAUAGGAUCCUUCAGCAGAAGGAGGCUGAGGUAAGCUUGUGAGCAAAACUAAGUCAACAUCUCAUUA